Molecule: messenger RNA, 1636 nt
Organism: Anopheles arabiensis
Lineage: Eukaryota; Metazoa; Arthropoda; Insecta; Diptera; Culicidae
Product: C-type lectin 37Db-like
Exons: 4
Coding region: 271-864 (197 amino acids)
Biological process (GO): biological process involved in interspecies interaction between organisms
Cellular component (GO): external side of plasma membrane
Molecular function (GO): carbohydrate binding
Source: RefSeq, a predicted model, not a curated record
CGCGUGCGUGUUUAGUUGCGGUUUGGCAGUCGUCGAUCACGAAAGCUGUGCGCGCUUGUGCUGUGAGAGUGUGUUUUUUUUAUUUCGUGCGCUAAAGUUGCCGCGUGCGUACAGGUGAAUGGAGUAGCGUGCAACGGAAGAAGCUGCAUCGGAUAUAUGUGUUUUCUGUGAAUAAGUUGUGUUUUUACACAGUGAAAAUCACUAAACAGUGUGUAAAUUUAAAUCGAGAUUUAAGAACACACAUACAAGCGUAACGCCAAAGCUUUCAACAUGCAGCCAAACAAGCUCGUGUCACACUGUGUGCGAUGGAAUCGGAUGGGCUUCGUCCUGGCCGUGCUGGUGCUGCUGCUCAGUGAAAGUGUAAUUCAGUGUGCAACGCCAAAGGCUCUCGCGGGCAACUCGCACGGUACCAACUGUCCGAACUGCGUUGAAGAAUCAUCUGCACCGCCGCGAUGGACUAUGCCGCUGCUGAAGCUUGGCGAAAAGCGUUACUAUCUCAGCAUUUUCUUCAAGGCAAAUUGGUUCAAGGCGCUGCAGUACUGUCGGUUCCAUGGAAUGCAGCUUGCGAGCAUACAGACGCAGGAAGAAAACGAUCGGUUGGAGAAAUACGUAAAGGAUUACGGUCUCGCCACCGAACACUUCUGGACCUCCGGUACCGAUCUGGCCGAGGAGGGCAGCUUCUUCUGGGUGUCGAACGGUCGACCGCUUUCCUUCACCAACUGGAACGCCGGUGAACCGAACAACUUCCGCUACGAAAACGGCGAGGAGGAGCACUGUCUCGAGCUGUGGAACCGGGACGGCAAGGGUCUGAAAUGGAACGACACACCCUGCAGCUUCGAGACGUACUUCAUCUGCGAGGUCUAAGCGCCCGCGUACCGGACUGUGACUGUGUUUAUCCGAUUGCCCAUACCCCUCUUCCUACUGCACUUUCGAGCUGCUGUGGCUCGGAAGUGAUCAUAGUUCUUGCCGGUUUUUCUUCUCUCAUGCUGUCAUGCUGUGUAUUGUGUUCAAACGAAGUGUUUCGUUCCAAAUCAGUGGGCGAAAUGGACGAAAAACAACAGGCUUGGGGUGGGGUACGGAAGGCGGCAGAUGGUCGUGACCAUUCGGCACCUCACGCACGUCGCCCCUUAAAGUCGCUCAGCUUUUUUACUCUAACGUGUAGUAUUUAUAUAGCUCAUAUACACAUAUACGAGAUCAAUUCCAGUGACCACGAUGGCCGCCGGCUGGCGUGGAGCACGGAGAGUGAGAGACAACAACGACAUAAGAAAACUAGUGAUUUAAGUAAGCUCUUCCCCAUUCUCAUGCUCUGGUUUUUGAAAGCGGUGUUAGUGGUCGCGUGCAGUUAGUAGAUGCUGUAGGUUAUUUUUAAAACACAAUUUAUUCUUUCCUCUUUCUUUGCCUAUUUUUAUGUUCUUUUCCUAAUGAUUUUAGUGAAUCGUGAAUGUCCUCUACUGUUUACUAUCAGUUUAAUGGUUCUGUUUUCUUUCCUUUGUUUUCUUUUUUACCUCGGCAUCUCGUGUCUGUUUCCUGCGCUUGUUCGCUCUCCACCACGUUUUUAAGUGUAUGUACAUAAGGUUUCGCAUUACUGGCCAGCAAUGUGUAGUUUAAUUAAUAAAAGAAUACUUGCCAAAAAGUU